Molecule: messenger RNA, 2241 nt
Organism: Ornithodoros turicata
Lineage: Eukaryota; Metazoa; Arthropoda; Arachnida; Ixodida; Argasidae
Product: neprilysin-1-like
Exons: 2
Coding region: 130-2136 (668 amino acids)
Biological process (GO): protein processing
Cellular component (GO): plasma membrane
Molecular function (GO): metalloendopeptidase activity
Source: RefSeq, a predicted model, not a curated record
UCUUUCUCUGCUCGAACCUUCGAAGACGAUCCUUCGUACACUGAUCCUGCACCUGCUUACAACGGAACCAUAGCCGUGGACCUGCUGAGCAUCGUUAGCCUUUGAUCUGGAGGCUGUUAUGAAUGAGGUAUGGAACAGGACAGCGGUUCGGACGCGGUCCCGGCUUUCCAUGGAAGGCGAUGUGUACCAUUCAUCAUCCUUCUCUCAGGGCUCGGAUUGGCCAUCGUGAUCACAGUACUGCUGCUUGUAUGGCACUUCAGUCGCAGGCAUAAUUCCAGCUCCAUCGCAGCAGGGUGCGUGACGGAGGACUGCAGACGCUAUGCGGAGGACUUACUCGGCGGCAUCGACUCUAGAUUCGAUCCUUGCGAAGACAUACAGAAGUACGUUUGCGGCCGUUUGCCUCCAGUUCCGAAGUCCGACGUGAUCAGCACGCUCAUCUUCCGGAGGGCCAUAACGGAAGACGUGCCCAGGGCUAACCAGACUGCGUAUCAAAAGGCUGCGAGACUCUUGCAAACAUGCGUCGACGUCGUUCAGAAGGGACAAACAUCGGUGGAACCAUUGAAGAGAUUGAUGGCCAAGAUCGGUCUCUUCUGGCCUGACCCAACGACAACGGACUUUAUUCAGCUCCUCCUCGUGGUCUCACUGAAUUGGGACGUGCAUGUCUGGGCAGACAUCACAGCUGACCCGACUAAAAAAGACGCGAGGGAGAAUACGAUGCUUGCGUUCUCCGAGAGUCCCACUGCGAAGUCGUGGCUGGAAAAGAAGUCCCAGAUCAUGAAGUACCUGCAGUACGAUCAGUUCGUCUCCACUCACCUGCUUGCGUUUGGCGUUAGCGAGCAGGACCUACCCAGAUACCUCGAUUUAGUAAAACGGGGAGACGCCUUUGUGGAAUCCAACUUAACUGGUGCCGCCAAUGGAGAGGUCGGCGAAGAAUUGAUUGAAUUCUGGAGACUCAGCACCGGCAGGAGGAUCGUUAGCGCUCUGAACGCGCACGUUGCUUGGCUGGGCGGGAGGUACGCCCUCUACGGUGGCAUCUGGGUGACCAACAAGAGCCUCUUCCAAAAGAUAUUCGAAGAAAUCACGGGGAACCCCGACGAAGAGCACCUCCUCAAGUUCCACCUAGGUUGGACCGUAGCUCGUUCUUUGGGUUCUGCCGUAUCACGUGACCUUGCGAUGCUGCAGUAUUUCGAAUUCGAAAGGGCUGUGUUCCAACAUGAAAUGACCUGCUUUGUAUCGGCUCGACGUAUGCUGGGGCUGGGACUGAUCACGCCUUACGCCCACGAGCUUCGGCAUCGGGGUGUUCAGCGCGAGGUGCUGAGGAUAACGGACUCCAUUCAGGAAAGUUUCAUCGAUGCCGGAGAAAGCAGCUCCGCUCUCGACACCGCAGCGCUCUCCAGACUUAAGAAUUUCUUGCAGGGCAUCCACGUGGAUGUUUUCGUACCUGAUCAAAUCACGAGCGAAAACGUCACGAACGACAUCUUCACUGUUGUGCCCGACGUGGUCGAAGAUCUGUUCAUCGAAAACUGGGCCGUAACCAAGGAGGCGCUCAAGAACGCUUCGCUGCCUCCGGCACUGACUGACUUCUCGUACGAGCACCCGCUCUACUACCCAGACAGACAGACAUUUUUCGUUCCCCUCGGAGCCAUCGAGUCUCCGAUGUACUCCAUCAGCCUCACGCCGGCUUUCAACUACGGAGGCCUGGGUCAGUUCGUCUCAUCCGUCUUUGGUGUGGCGCUCUACUGGGAAGAUCUCCGGUGGCUGACAUCCUUACCCUUGGACAUCUACAACCGACGCCUAGACUGCUUUCAGAGGUCUGCCGACAUGUACGAGGACAAGACGGAGGAAACGAUUACGAGGAAACAAAUCAUGUCCGCUGCGUGGAGCUUGCUCCCCCUUUAUAAUGCCUUCAAGAAUGCCUCCGCGGGCACGUCCUCCAAUCUCCAGGAGGCACCGAACUGGUCCGACGACCAGCUCUUUUUCCUCGCCUACUGUCACUCCUUUUGCAAGACUGAGGCCUUUCGUUCCGUCUCCUGGUUCUGCAGCGUCUUACUUCGGAACUUUCCUCGCUUUUCUGAGGCGUUUGACUGCAAGAGGCGGACCUACAUGAAUCCGGCAGAACGUUGUCUUACGUGGUGAAUGCGGACAAUAAGCGAUAUUUCAACGAAUGAGGUAUUCGAAAACCUGUGGCGCAAUAAUUUUUAUUUGUGGCAGAAGUAUAUAGUCUGUCACAUGUUGAUAAGC